Messenger RNA from Daphnia pulicaria, 3649 nucleotides. RefSeq names its product cAMP and cAMP-inhibited cGMP 3',5'-cyclic phosphodiesterase 10A-like. The record is from RefSeq and is a predicted model, not a curated record. The coding region runs from base 16 to 3336 and encodes 1106 amino acids. Gene Ontology annotation, biological process: negative regulation of receptor guanylyl cyclase signaling pathway; signal transduction. NCBI's taxonomy places the organism in Eukaryota, Metazoa, Arthropoda, Branchiopoda, Diplostraca, Daphniidae. Gene Ontology annotation, molecular function: protein binding; 3',5'-cGMP-stimulated cyclic-nucleotide phosphodiesterase activity. The transcript has 14 exons.
GGCGCAUGUUUUCUCAUGACCAAUCCGGUAACCCACGGUAACCCGUCUUGGACUGCCCACUGUAGACCAGGAAAGAUGUCUCUUUCAACAAACGAAAGCAUCAGCAGCCCAGAAAGUGGUCCCAUCAUUCAGUUGGAUCACUCAACAGUUGACGUACAAGUGCGGAUAUUUUCCUCUUCAAUGGCAUCCCGAGGCGCAAAUCAGCCGAAUACCGCCCCAUUGGCCGCUGACUUGACUAUCCGUUUGCCUCCCGUUCAGCACUCUGGAUCACGGAAUCAUUCGGGGGCUCGCACGCACAUCACAGAAGGAAGUGCGUGGAAAGGCCAGCAGCAGCAGCAGAAUCGGCCUUGCCCCGCUAUUGUCGGAGGAGGAGCGACCCUAAAUCCCGGUUGGCUUCCAACUGAUACUGGAGGUCGCGUGAAUAAUAAUCCAACUAAUUACGCUAACCGACGCAGAAGUCCCAGCCCGUCAGUUAGGAAAUCUCCCGCCAUCGGCCAUCAGACAACUAAUCUGGCAAUGGGCGCUACUCAUCAGCAGCACCGACCCAAUAACGUCUCCUCGGCACGAUCUUCAUAUCACGCAGGGUGUCAGCAUUCGAACCAGUCAAGGAUUCCCGUCUAUCAACUUUCAUCCUCGAUUUCAUCGCCUUCGGCAUCACGCUCCUAUCCACAGCCGCUGGAGCUUCUCAUUCCGGUCGUCCGGACUCCACAUCGAUUUUCCUACCACAAUCCAGCCGUGGCGGCGAUGGCAACAGCAGCAGGCAGGAUGGGAGACGGACCGUUGAGCAGCAAACACGUCACUGAUUACCUGAAAGCCAAUAGGGGAUUCUUGGAACAUCACGUGCUGGAACAUGUCGAUGCCGCCACUUUGGAACGUUGGUACAUGCGCCGGGUCUGGAGAGAAAAGGCCAUCAAGUCGCCAACGGUCGAGAAUCCGUCGGAGGAAAUGUUGAGCAAGAAGAUUAGCAUGUCAAAAUGGAAGUUCUGUAGGCACACUGAUAAGCGCCAAAUGCUGGAAACCCUCAUGAAUUCCUUAUCAACACAGCCGCAACCUGGCAGGAUACUAUGGGAACUAGCGUGUUGCGUUGCUUCGUCGGUAGGAGCCGACGGAUUCAUUCUACAUCUCUCGCAUCCGCAAACGGGAGGAUUCCGCGUCUUUAGAAGCUGCGACAUAGAAGCCGAUAUCGACAAUGGAAUCUUCAACUUGAGAAUGGACCAAGAAUUUGGUGGAUAUGAUAACGAUCAAGAGACAGCUGGACCCGGCGACAAUUUCUACUCUCUGUCAAAGAGUGAGAAUCAUACGGUCGCUUCUUACGUAGCUAAAAAUCGCCACACGAUAACAGUGCGGGAUAUUCGUCGCCCGGAUUCUAGAUUCAAGGACGGAAGUAUCUGUUUAAAAGAAGGAGGCAUUCACAUUCUAGGAGCGCCAGUCGUACAAAAUGAUGGGACCCUGACAGGAGUCAUUGAACUCUACAGACGAUCUACGGAACAUUACAAAUCUUCUCGAGGUCCAUUCGCACAAGAUGACGAAGAAAUCGUUAGUAGUUUUCUAGUUUGGGGCGGGAUCGCUUUGCACUACGCGGACAUGUACCACGCAUUAGCCAAUCAGCGCAAUUUGCAUCAGUUUCUAUUAACCGUCGUUAAAUCCAUUUUCCAGGAUAUGAUUAGCAUGGAUACGGUGAUUGCCAAAGUAAUGACUUUUGCGCAAAAAUUAGUAGACGCCGAUCGGGCAUCUCUUUUUCUUGUCGACCACAAAUCCAACGAACUUUACGCUCGAAUUUUCGAUAUGGGCGACGGAGUAGGUGAUGGACAGACGCCUGCAGCUGCCCAAGAAAUUCGUUUUCCUAUCGGUACUGGCAUUGCCGGCCAAGUAGCCGUCACCGGGAAGGUUUUGAACAUCCCUGACGCUUAUUUGGACCCGAGAUUUAACCGAGCUGUAGACCACCAAACGGGUUAUCAUACGACAUCUAUUCUGUGCAUGCCCAUCUUUAUACAAGGGCAGGUGAUUGGGGUUAUGCAAAUGGUCAACAAGCAUCACGGAACAUUUAGCGCUGAAGACGAAGAAUCGUUUGAACUUUUCGCGGUUUAUUGCGGAUUGGCCCUGCACCACGCCAAGUUGUACGACCGGAUCAGAGUGUCUGAGCAAAAGUACCGCGUCACGCUCGAAGUCCUUUCGUAUCACAAUUGCUGUACAGAGGGCGAAUUCGAAGCGUUGCAGCAACUGGAUGGCAAUGCCGGCGUGACGGAAUCAGAAGAAUCUGAAACUCAGUCGGUUCAACAGCAAGUCACGACGACUGUUGUCGGCUUGGACCAGUUUUGGUUCAGCGCCUUCAGCAUCAACGACAUGGAGAAAGUCCACAACGCCGUCUACAUGUUUGUCGAUUUGUUUGGGUUGAACCAGUUCGAGCGGGACUCUCUCGUCCGUUUUAUGUUGACUGUCCGCAAGAAUUACCGGCGCGUUCCCUACCACAAUUGGACGCACGGCUUCGCUGUCGCCAAUUCCAUGUACGUGAUACUCAAACGGGCGCCGGAUGCUUUCAAGCCGCUGGAAGCUGUGGCUCUUUUCGUAAGCGCUCUCUGUCACGAUCUCGAUCAUCGCGGGAAGAAUAAUAAAUUUAUGCUGGAUACGGCCUCGCCGUUGGCAUCCAUUUACACCACGUCGACGAUGGAGCAUCACCACUUCAAUCAAACUGUAAUCAUUUUACAACAAGAAGGCCACAAUAUUCUGGGCAAACUUAAAAGCGACGAAUUCAAAGAGGUGUUGAGGAAUAUCAAACAUUGCAUUUUGGCCACGGACUUGGCUCUCUUCUUUCCCAAUCGAGCCAAAUUAGCCCAAAUUGUUGAGAAAGAUCAGUUUACCUGGGACAAUAAAGAUCACAGACUUUUGGUUCAAGCCAUAGCCAUGACGGGAUCGGAUUUGUGUGCAUCUUCAAAGCCCUGGGAUAUUCAAUCUGAAACGGUUAAUGUAAUCUUCCAAGAGUUCUACGAACAAGGAGAUGCCGAAAGAAAAGCCGGUCGUGUGCCAAUUCCAAUGAUGGAUCGUACUCAACUGCACUUGCAGCCGGAUUCCCAGGUCGGUUUCAUAUCAGGAAUCUGUAUCCCUUGCUACGGUUUACUCUAUCGAUUGAUUCCGGAGACCAAACCUUUACUGGACGGCUGUCAGAGCAAUUUGGAACGGUGGAAACAACUGGCCAAGGAGAACGAAAAUGUUCAAUUAAACGGUGUUGUAGAGUCUGAUAAUGAUGGAUCGACGUCGGCUAAAGAUCCGAAACACUUGCUUACCCGUGCAAUCUCGCUUCCUAACCGGUCAAAUAACGAUCUCGACUCGCCCGAGUGAGUAUCUUUUGUUUGUUUGUUUGUUUUGCUUUGACACAUUUGUUUCAAGGUGUAUAUCACAAAUUGCCACCGAUUCAUAUGUGAAUUCAUGUCUAUUGAUUUCCCACUGGAUGGAAUGUAUUAAAUUAGUUAAAAAUCUGACCGUCGUGCACGGUAACAAUAAUUGCUUUACAAUCUUGGUUCCAAAAUUUCCAUUUGUUCUAUAUUGUAAGCUAUUUGGGUUUUUUGGGUUUGUUGUGCAAGACCCUUAAAUGUUCAACAUACUGGUCACAAUGGAUUAGUACUCAAAGAUACAAAUAAAUAUGUGAAAAGAA